AGGAGGAGCUGGGCGGCAGUCAGGAGCUGGGUGGCAGAGACGGGCGAGAUCGCGGCCCGGGGAGAGGGAAAGCCAGCGGCGGCUCGGGUCUGCGGGGGGCGAUGGAGGGGUCCCGCUCUCCCCGGAGCGACGGCGACCGCCUGUGCAGCGCCGCCGCCCGCGGGGACCACGAGGAGGUGAGGAGGCUGCUGCAAGCAGGCGUGGAUCCCAACGGGACCAACCGCUUUGGGAGAACCCCGCUCCAGGUGAUGAUGCUGGGCAGCCCGCGGGUGGCCGAGCUGCUGCUGCGGCACGGAGCCGACCCCAACCGCCCCGACCCGCGCACCGGCUGCCUCCCGGUGCACGACGCGGCCCGCGCCGGCUUUCUGGGCACGCUGGCGGCGCUGCACCGGGCCGGGGCGCGCCUCGACCUCCCCGACGGCGGCGGCCGCCUGCCCCUCGACGUGGCGGCGGGGGGCCCGCACGGAGCCGUGGGGCGGUACCUGCGCGACCCUCCGGCCCUGCCCGGAGCCCCCGAGAAGGCCGCACGCUGA
Messenger RNA from Melospiza melodia melodia, 533 nucleotides. RefSeq names its product cyclin-dependent kinase 4 inhibitor B-like. Gene Ontology annotation, molecular function: protein kinase binding; cyclin-dependent protein serine/threonine kinase inhibitor activity. Bases 102 to 533 code for a protein of 143 amino acids. The record is from RefSeq and is a predicted model, not a curated record. The transcript has 2 exons. Lineage: Eukaryota; Metazoa; Chordata; Aves; Passeriformes; Passerellidae. Gene Ontology annotation, biological process: negative regulation of cell population proliferation; regulation of G1/S transition of mitotic cell cycle; regulation of cyclin-dependent protein serine/threonine kinase activity. Gene Ontology annotation, cellular component: nucleus; cytoplasm.